This is a messenger RNA of Oppia nitens, 1107 nucleotides long. RefSeq names its product myb-like protein I. The transcript has 6 exons. NCBI's taxonomy places the organism in Eukaryota, Metazoa, Arthropoda, Arachnida, Sarcoptiformes, Oppiidae. The coding region runs from base 109 to 1107 and encodes 332 amino acids. The record is from RefSeq and is a predicted model, not a curated record.
AUCAUUGAUUGUAUUUUAAAGUCAUUCAAAACGUGUGAAUCUUCUCUCAAAUACAACACUUGUUUUGAAAGUGGUUUUAGUCGACAAUCAUCUCAAGUGACCAAAACUAUGGACAAGAAUUUGGUUAACAAUCAGAUUGUUUUGAUGCGAAAAAUUGUACGAAAAGGCAAACGAUAUGUCUAUCAAAAAGAUGUGAAACAAAUAAAAAAAUUGAAAACUUUUGCGACAAAAAAUGUGACACAAGAGUCGACUAAAAAAUAUGAUCACAAGAUUGACAACAAACGCAAAGAAUUAGCGAUUUUAAAGACCGUUAAUGUGGACGAAGUGUCCAAACAGGCGCUCAUUCACAACAAACAAUACUUUGAGGACAUCAUUACUAAUAUUCACUCAACUAUUGAUAUGAAAUGUUUGGCUAAAAUAGCAAUCAAUGAAAUGGUAGCGAAAGCGGUUGAAAAGUUUAAAGAAGAAAAUCCAAAUUGCGAUGAAUGGUUGCCCUCACAGAUCGAGAUCUGGACACAAAAGAAAGCCAUUAAAAGAAAUAAAAUUCUUAAGAAAAAAGGCAUUAAUGUCGAUGAAAACGAAGUGUCUGAAAAUGAAGAGACAAAUUUGUCUAAAGCUGUCAAUCAUACGUCUGAAUCAACUGACAACAACUUAAAUGAUAAUAAGAGAAAGAUUAAGAAAAUCAAUAAAUCAAACACUAAAAGUGAUAAAAAUGUUGAUAAACCUAACAAUCAAUUGACACCUGAAAUAAAUAAAACAAAAUCUGAUCCAUUCUUCUUAUCCGAUAAUAUGGAAAGUAAUGAUGAAGAAGAGGAGGAAGAUUCUGAACAAAUUAUGGAUGAAAAUGUUUUUAGAAAGAGAACAACAAAUGGAAAAAAUAAUAUCAAAGAAAAGAGAUACAAAUUAAACGAAAAGAAAGGUUUUGAGAAAUCACACAAACGUUUUGAAACGAAAGAUUUCCAGAACCAGAAAACUCAUCCAAAGAAUAUAAACCGUAAUAAUAAUAAUAAUAAUAAAAUUAAAGAUAAAAGCUAUGUAAAUAGUGGUGAAUCGCUGCACCCCUCGUGGGCGGCCAAGAGCUAUCAUCAAAAACAUAAUUAUGUAUAA